Messenger RNA from Diatraea saccharalis (sugarcane borer), 745 nucleotides. Lineage: Eukaryota; Metazoa; Arthropoda; Insecta; Lepidoptera; Crambidae. The record is from the annotation of a GenBank genome assembly.
AGCAUGAAAAAAAACAUAGAGAAUAACUUGAUUACAUUACCGUGGUGUUUGGCUUUUAUUAGUUAUAAUAAGAUUUAUAGUUCUGUGAGGAAACAACGUGGAAGAUCUGCAUCAUGUUCAAAAAAUUUGAUGAGAAAGAGAGCAUUUCUGGUGUUCAGCAGUUGAAAUCUUCAGUCCAGAAAGGAAUCCGUGCUCGGCUGUUGGAAUUGUACCCGCAUCUAGAGAACUACAUAGAUCAAGUUCUGCCGAAGAAGGACACUUUCAGGAUUGUCAAAUGUCAUGAUCACAUCGAGAUUGUGGUGAACAGCGCCGGUGAACUACUCUUCUUUCGUCAACGUGAAGGGCCCUGGAUGCCUACCCUGCGGCUCCUGCACAAAUAUCCGUUCUUCCUGCCGAUGCAGCAAGUGGACAAGGGCGCGAUCCGUUUCGUGUUAAGCGGCGCGAAUAUUAUGUGUCCGGGGCUGACGAGUGCGGGUGCGCGCAUGAGCGACGCCCCGCGCGCGCAGGUGGUCGCCGUCAUGGCUGAAGGGAAGCAACACGCCCUCGCUGUAGGACUCACCGCGCUGUCUACGGAAGAUAUAGCUAAAGUGAAUAAAGGCGUGGGAAUAGAGAACUGCCAUUACCUCAACGACGGCUUGUGGCAAAUGAAACCAGUGAAGUAAACAGAACUAGUUUAUACCAUUUCUCUUUUAAGAUUUCGUAUCAUUUUAUUUUUAAUAAAUAUACACGAAUAUAAUUUAUAUUC